AUGGCACUGGGGACGGAAGUUUUUGAGGCGUUCUCCGUGACUCACGAGAUGCGUGCGCCAAAAGGAAAGGUGGUGAACGAGGAAAAACGGAUGGCAGAGUUCAACAAGUUCCUAACCAGUGUGCAAGACAAAUGCCAUUCUGUGCUCCUAGCCUUCAUCCCUUCGGUCCGCUACAUUCAGCAGACAGAGGCCUCCCUGUCAGACCAAGCACAGGACGCACUGCUGCAGGGAGUGGAGGCGGUAUGGGCAGUGGUCACUGCGCUCCCUCAGUCUUGCUCUGCCUUCAUCGCCCACGAGGGGUUGCAGGUCACUCUUGGGCUGCUUGCCUGGCCUUCAUGGCUCCUGCCCUCGACCCCGUGCAUGGACCGCACCAUGCUUGCGAGCAAGUUGCUAAAGGAGUACAGCCUGCAGUUCUUGGCUCUUUCCACUAUCAAAGAAUCAGUAUUCGGCAGUGUUCCAGCAGCCCGAGCCUUGCACUCUCUCAAUGCCGUGCCACACAUCGCUCAGUUCAUCCGAUGGACCUCCUUGGUCUUUGAAAAACCUGGUUCCCUCGAGUCCAACUCUCCCAGCAAUGUCGCCUCCAAACCGAGCAGUGCUGCCGAUGCUGCAUUCCCCUCUCACCCCGCUGAGCGCGGCGACCCAUUCACAGACAUGACAACCUCUGAACAGACUGGCAUGGGGAUGGGUAUGGGCAUGGAUGCCCUCUCUGCAGCCAUGGACGAGCACCUGAGUGUGGGCGGACAGCUGGCAGCGUGGAACUUGAGGGCGGCAGCAGCUUGCAACUUGAUCAUGUCGUUUUUGUGGGAUGGAAACGAGUGGGUCCUUGCUCCAAUUCUCUCGGAGUCUCAAAUAAGUGGAUCUCGCCGUUGGGGUGCAGCAGCGGCAGGAGGCGCGCUAGGAGAGGUUGAAAAGCUGGAUGCAAAGAGGGCAUAUGGAGAGGAGAUCAUGGCAGAUGUCAUUUCUGUGUUCCUGCACGCCUUCCACCCGGUGAAACUGGGAGACACUGACUGGCUGGACGAUGCAGCAACAGUGAUGUUCCAGAAUUCCUCGACUGAGCUUCAGCACUAUGUCGUGCGUGUCCUGCGCUUCCUCCUGGGGUCACAUGCCAACGCGCUUAGCCACUUCCACACCGCCAACGUCGCGCCUUCUCUAUUCUCCCGCCCUUUCUUCUUCUUCGACUCCGUUCUUCUCUCUGAAGAAAGCACAGCUCGCACAGCAAGUGGGGCUGCUGUUGCAGGAGAUAGUAAAGCAAGUGGCGGAGCAGCUGGUGAAGGCGCUGGAACGCCUCCUCUCUCCAUCCCCGUUCCAUCUCCGGGACCCAUUCUUUGCAAUUCCUCUGGUCUCAGAAAUGAGUUCGGCUCUCCCAGCAUUACAACCCCACAUAACCCAGCUGCAUGGCUGGACCCUCCCAAGCUGUCCACUGCUUCACCCCAAGUCCCUGCAUGGACCCCUUCCUCCAUUGCUGCUGCGCGAGGCAGUCCUGCCCUUUCCACCCCGAAACUCCAGGGUUUAGGCAGUCAGGAGGAAAGUACAGGUUGGCGAGAUUGGCAGAACGCGCAGCCAUCAAGAGCACAAGCUGGGGGGGUUACACCGGUGAAGAGCACGGGGUCAGGGGAAAGCCACGUGGUCAUGCUGCAACCUUCAGGCGCUGACAAAAGGGAAUCCAAAGAUUUGGAUGCAGACAAGGAGUAUGUUGCUCUUUCAAUUGAUCGCAAUGCUGAGGAUCUUAGGAGCAGCAUUCUUGCACUCGUUGAGCUCUCUGCCUCCCUGGACUGGCAAGAGGACCUCCAGCAAGAAUUCCAUGCUGUCCUCCAUGCCCUGCGCAGCUGCUGCCGAGUACCAUCCGAAUCUCAGCUGCUGUCUCAUGCCCUGCAGCGCAUGCUCCAGGGUGGAGACCGAAUCGUGCCUUGCCUUCUCACCACUGCAUGCGGCGACCACAUCGGGGAGGUCAUUGAACGGCAGCAGGCUGCUUACCUCUGCAUGGAUGCUCAAGGCUUCUUUCUUGAGCCCAUGCAUGCUGCUUCAAAAGUGGCUGACGGUGUCACUGAUGCUGCUGGUGUAACUGCAGCAGGUGAAACUGCAUCAGUGGUGUCUCGGUCAGGUCGUCUGGUUCUUGAGGUGGAAUCGCUGAGAGAGGAGUGGCAGGAGGCGAGGGAGGUGGUGCUGAAGCUUCUGGAGUCGUAUCUAGAGUGCUCACCCUCUCUGCUGGCUCAGGCUGCCACCAGCCCACAGACGUUCAUGCCCUUGCUAUGGCUGCUGCGGGAAAAAAACUUGCGACCCUUGGCUCUUCAUCUCCUUUCCCUGAUCAUGAAUGCCCCUGUUUCUGAACCAUCGGUUAAGUCAACUCUGUUCAAGCGGUACUUUGAGGCCAUGACUGUGGCACGCAGUGGCAAGAAGUUAGGAGGCGCGGGUGGAGGAGGAGGAGGAGAUGGGCGUGGUGUUGGGAGAGGUGGAACUGCGGCCGGUGGUACAGGGCUCAGUGCGGCAGACGCAGCCGAACAGCUACAGGCGAUGCUGGCAGUGGUGCAGGAGGUGGUGAAGGAGGAUGAGAGCUCAGUGAACCAGAACCUCUGUGUGAAAGUGGACGCCUUUCCUCGCCUCAUUGGCCUGUUACGGGUGCAGUACGAGGAGGAAGCUGGCCGUUCUCUUGCCAUCAUGAUCCUGCGCACUCUCACCCUCCUGUCCGUGUGCAAUGAAGCUGCCAAGGCUGUGCUGGUCAAGCAUGUUGGCCCAGGCUUCCGUUCCCUUGCGCUGUACCUGCCCCCUCAUUUCGAUGGAGCCUGCCCGCCGGUGCUGCUGAGUGCGGUCAUGGACAUGGCCAUGGACUGCCUGGCCGGGGAUCAGGCCCAGGGCAGCAUCCACUCACCCAAUGCCGUCAUCCUCUGGCUCCGCUUGCUGCACAAGGCCGACCCUCAGCAGAUAGUUUCUGGUCUCCAGUCAUUGCACAACCUGCUUGACUGCUCUGCUGGCAACUGUGCUGCCUGCUCCCGUGCUGGCCUCAUGUUUGACCUCCUAGAGUGGCUGGGAGAGCUGGAAGGGGAGCAUCUGGACGGCACUGAACCCAAGGAAGGCGUCCUCUGGGGAAAAGUUCGGGAGAGUUAUAGGAAGCGCAUGGAUGAGACAGGGGAGCGUGGGGCGGAGAAAAUCGAUAUGGUUGGCACUGGAGGUGGUAAGAAUGAGGGGGAAAGCAGAGGGCGCAUGGUGAAGCUGACCCAAGAGAAUAUGGAGGCGAUACUUGCUCUGUUGUCGAAGCUGAUAGCAAAGCUGGGCCAGCACAGCAUCAACGGUAAGGAGAUUGCUGCGAUCUUCAAGCUGAUGAGGAGCACCGCUGAUGGAUGCCGUCCCAAGAGGGUGUCAUUGCUGCUUCGCACACUCGUGGGCGUGCUAAGUCAUGAUGGCCCGCCUUCUUACUUCGAGAUGGACGGGUCUGAGUCGGUGGCUGGAUCACGGGACGUGAUAGUGGAGGUGCCUCACAGCAUGGCCCUGCGCCACUGGCAUCACAUCGCCAUCUCCCACUCCACCGCAACCUUCUCCUCCGCUAGCAUGCUCCGAGUCUACAUAGACGGCGUUCUGGUAGGCAAGGCUAAGUGCAGCUAUCCGCGCCUGCAAGACCCUCUGAUUCGCGCCACCAUAGGAGCCUCUGCUCCUCUGCCCCAGUCGGAUCCUCGCUCCUCUCACCUGUUCCAGACCUCUCAUCCUUUUCAGGGUCAGAUUGGCCCCAUCUACCUUUUCAGCGACUAUCUCACUUCCCCUCAGCUCUCUUGCAUCCACAAGCUAGGCCCUGGCUACAAUCACACGUUCCAACCCACGGAUGUAGCCCUCCUGCGUACACAAGUGGACAAUGCAAUUCUCGCUCUCUUUGACGGACCCAACUCGCUCAGCUCCCGCAUCGCUCUAAGCUACAACGCACAAGCAUAUGCUGCCGGUCUGGUUCUUGAUACCUCCCCUGCCUGGCUGCUGUCCCAGCAGCAAGCUGCUAACAGCGCUGCCGCCGCAGCUGCUUUGGCCCGUGCGAGUGUCUCCCCGGUUCAUGUGUUUGACGCGACAAUGCUUUCAGGAGUGCAGCGGUGCCAUCGGCAGCGGCUACAGCAGGUGUUGAGCACAGUGGGUGGCGUUUCAGCCCUCUUGCCUCUCUUCACGCAGUUAGAUCUACCAGUUGUGGGAAGCGAUAGCAGCAUGGGGGAGGGAAGGGUGGUCGAAGGGGAUGGGCAGUUGGCAGUGGAUAUUAUCAACCUGCUUACAGAGAUCCUGGCUGGGAGCGCGGGCAGUCAGCAGGCGAUUCUGUCUAUUGGGGGUUUUUCUGUUAUCAACUUCUUGUUGCAGCAUGUCUCACCCACACACCUGACAGCUAGUCUCGUGCUCACACUGGAGAACAUGGUGGACUCAUUCGCUGAAGAAAAUGAACAAAGCCUUCGAGAGCGCUUGGUUCGUGGUGUCAUCCUCUCUCUAUACAUGGACGCCUCUCUCUGGAUUUAUGCGCCAUACAUCGUGCAGCGGGAGCUCUUUGUAUCCCUCCAGCGCCACAUGGAGCGACGAUCGUGGCUCGUGCCCUCCGUCUGCUCCCUUCCCCGCCUCCUAGAUAUCGUUCGUCGGGUUUACUGGGACAAGCCGCAGGGCCGACAUGCCAUCGGGGUGAAGCCCCUAGUAGAGCCUGUCACUCGGCGUGUGCUCGGCACACGCCCGCUUCCUCAGCAAGUGGCCAAGCUGCGACUGCUGGUUCUGAGUCUGCUGCAGCACGUCCUGAAAGGCGGGUUCACAGAGGCAGAUGUGAAGGCGCUGGUGGUGUACAUGGAGGCGAGCAAGGACGCUGGGGCAGUGAAGGAUGUGCUGCAAACAAUCUUCAGGCUGAUUGCACAGCCCAACCUUGCCAAGUCGUUUCUGGAGCACAUAUCAGCACUAGCUGGACCGCAAAUAUUUGUUGGAAUGCUUGCUAGGCCGCAGGAAGAGAUUCGCCUCCUCUCGCUGUGUCUCAUACUCACUCUGAUGAACGAAACCAAGAAGCAGGCCCCAGAAGUCAAAACUGGCACCAGGGGGGCAUCCGGCAGAGGAGGCUCAAGCCGAACUCGAGGCUCAGCACGGACAGGAGGGUUAGGGAGGAACUGGCUUGGGAUGCAGGAGGAGGAGGAGGAGGGGGAUGAGGACGAGCUUUGGGAGGCAGAGCAGGAUGAGAAGAUGCUUCUCGACCUUGCGUGCCAGCAUCUGAUGCCUUUCGGUCUCUCUCCUGGAAUUGAGACUCUGCUCUUUGAUCUUCUGCUUGGUGCAUCACCCACCGAUCACCAGUCGGUUCGAAAGCACACACAUGAGGCCAUGGUUCACAAAAAGAUCCCGCCCAAAACCUCUCAUGCCGUUCCUCCUCGCAUGCCUAUGCCAUCAGCGGGACAUUCGACACCAACUAAUGCAGCAGCACCGGCAGCAGCAGCAGCAGAGGGAGCAAUACCGUCCUUUGGCAUGCCCCGCAGUGCCUCUGCCCCGCAUCCCCCUGAGCCUGAGCCACAAGGAGCAGCAAAAAGCAGAGCUGCGCAAGGAAGAGCUCAUGGAGAAGAUGAAGAACAAUCAUCAGUCCAAGCAGUAGUUUCAGAUCCAGUGCCUGCAACUCCAGCCAUAUCCACCUCCUUUAGUAACUUCUCGUCUGGUGGCAAGCCCUCCCCCUGGGGCGUCCUUCCUCGCAAGGGUGGAGGAGAUACAGGCAGCUCGCGCAAGUCAAUAGUGAAACCGGAGAUGCUAAGGCUGCUGCUGCCUCUUAUUGUCGGUCAGCUGAGGCUGGCGGCCAGCUCGUCCGGAGCAGGUAGCAGAGGGGGUGUAGGCAGAAGCGGGUCAGGCAGCAGGCCGGGGAGUAGCAGCAGUGGUGCUGGGGAGGGUGGUCUGUCAGGGCGAGGAGUGAAGGUGGUGGAGGAUACGCUGAAAAAGCUGGGUGAUUUAAUCUCCAACAGCAAAGCCAAUAGACUCAAGCUGCUGGAGCAACGGGGCUGGCAGCAGUGGUUGCUGGAUAUUGUGGUCACCGGUUUGGACCUUACAGCCCCGAGGAAUUGCGGGUUCAAUGCCGAGCAUGCAGCCAUAGGUAGAGACACGGCAGAGCAGCACUCUCAGGGAAGGCCCUCAGUUCCAGGAGCAGAGGGGAGAGGGAAGGACGCAGUGAAGGCUGAGGAAGGGCAACCGCCGCCGCCUCUUCAGCAAGGGGGAGGGUUGGAACUGGUGUGGGUGCAUGUGCGGCGCAUUUUCCUGGCGGCGCACUCGUUUGCAAUGCAGAAGGUGCAGGGCGGGUGGAGGCAUGUGGCGGAAACGGUCAACGUGUUGCGCAUCUAUGGUGAACGGGGCAAGCUGCCAUACGCAGGUCUGCUGCGUGUGCUUCUGGGCGAGUUGCUGGGCGUGGUGCCUCUGCUGUGCUCCACGCGGGACCAUCUGCUGGAGCAGCCCGUGCACGCCAACCUGCUCUACCUCUUCGUCCUCGUGCAAGAGCUCGUCAUCCGCGACUCCUCCUACAUCUUCCCUCCUCGGCACCUUCCAGAGAGGGACUCAGGGAAGGCUGUCGAUCCUUCCAGGCGGAGUGCCACUGGUGACGCUCUUGAGAGGGGAAAUGAUGGCAAUAGUGCUGCUGGCGAUGGCAGUGCUAAUGGUGGCAUUGCGGGAGGGAGUCGAGAAGAGGAUGCGGAAGCGACAGGAACAGGCGAAGAAACACAGGGGACAUGGAACAGAAUGGAUCGGAGUGCGCUUUUGUCUAUCUUCCAGCAUAUGCUUCCUGAUGACGAAGUGGGCCCUGCUGCCGCCAGUGCAGAGCUCUCAUGCAGUAUCUUGGGCUCCAAGGUGGUUGAAAGCAAGUGGCGGGUGUACGAGCACUUCUGGACGGUCAUUACCAUCAUGCACAACAAGGCCGAGGCAGCAGAGGCCCUUGCUGCAGGCAUGCUCCAAUCUGACGAUGAUGAUCCCGACACACCACACCUGCCUGUUCACCCAGCGUUCCUCCCACCUCCCCAGCCGCCCUCGCCUCCUCACCGCUCCUUCCUCCAGCCCAAACCCGAUUCCUCAGCUGCUUCUGCUGCCGCGCCGCACGUGCAGCAGGGGAGUGGGCGACAUGGGAGCGACAAGGGGAGUGGGAGACAAGGGCUGUUGCGAAGCAUAACGGUCACAGCAGAGGCUGUAGAGAGUGAGAGGCCAGCAGGCGAGGUGGCAUUGGAGGAGGUGGAGGAGCAGAUGCUGGACUUGGCUCGGCAGGGGUGUCCGUGGUUUGUGCUGCGCCUGGUGCUGAUCUACAUGUUCGAAGCUGAGCUGCCCGCGCUUCAUCGCUGCCUGAACCACUUCGUGGUGCUCCUGCCUGUUGUCUUCCCUAAUGAUGAUGACAGCCGUCUGCACAACCAGGCGCACCUCUUCCUCUGGGCACUUCUUGAAGCCAGGGCGCUAGUGGGUGACAUGAAUGACGGGGCUCGAGGCCACAUCAUAGCCCAGUGCACUCGUGACGUCUUCCUAGCGAUCAUGCCCAUCCUGGCACGCUGCAUCGAUGAACGGGGCGGCCCUCCCGCGUACACCCCUGUGGACUUCUCUCAGAUGACAGGAGGCUUGCUGGAUGAUGAGGGGGAGGAGGAGGAGGAUGAGGAGGAGGAAGAUGAUGAGGAUUCGAAUGGGGAAGUUUUCGCUUAUGGAAUGGGGAGUAACAGCAGUGGCACAGGGCGUGGGGCAGCUGAAUCGUCUGGGCUCUCUGAGGCAGGGUCGCAGGGUGCGGCAGGGGAGGGGGAGCAGCAGAAGCAUCCUCUUUAUGAAGUGAUCCAUGCCGACAGAGUGCACAGCGCAGCGCGCACUGAGUGCGACCACGUCAUGUUCAUCGUGACCUCCCUCAAUGACAGCCUGGUGGACAUCCAGCCAGACAUAGAAGCAUGGGAGGAGGCUCAGCAGGAGCGGCGGCAGGAGGUGGAGCAGCAGCGGCGAAGCGCGCUCGGCGGGAUGAUGGAGCAGGAAGCAAAGCGACGAGCGGUUGCGACUCUUGCGUAUGCUGAGCAGCUGCAGAACGCCAAGGCAGUGUGGAACACCCUGUACAGGCAGAUGACCAGCGAAAGGGGCCCCUGGUACUCUGGCCCGUCGCCUGACGACCCUCCACCCCGCUGGAAGCUGGAUAAGGCAGAGGACCCUCGGAGGCGUCGAUUCCGCAUGCGUCCAAACUACCGGUUUGAUGAAAACUUUUGCAUUGGUAAAGGAGAGGAGCGGAACUUGGGUGGGGGAGGGAAAGAGAAGGGUGGUGGAGGUGAGGAAGGUAAGGGGGCAGACGGGACGUCAGAGGGGAGUUGGUUGGAUAGGUCAGGACCGGAUGCCAGGAGCUUCCGCAGGUACACGAGUGAUGCUGGUAGUUCAGUGGCGGGAGAUGCUUCGGCUUCUAUUGGCGGGAGCAGCUUUGGCAUGGGGGAUGGAAUGGCACGAGCAGGAUCAGUGGGAGGGGAUCUGCAGCAGCACGGGAGGGUAGUGUCGAGUGUGAACGUGGACCGCGACUUGAUGGAGGAGAUGGCGCUGCUGCAGCAGAGCAACGAGCAGAGCCAGUCAGGGCAGGGAGGGAAGAAGGGCGUGCAGGAAGGGGGGUUGGAAGGGACAGGUGUGGCAAGUGCAGGUGUGGCAGGUCCGGCGGAAGGCAUGCCAGGGGUUUUGGAAGAGAUCCCCUGCAUCCUCCUGACCACCAAGCGCAAGCUGGCGGGCCGUCUGCACAUCUCCCACACAGAGCUGCAUUUCUACGUGGACUUUGCCAUGGACAGCACCGAAGAUUUCCUGCUUUUCCACCCCGACGGCUCCCUCCACAACCCCCACUCCGUUUCAUCCUCUGGCUCCGUUUCCGGCGGAGAGAAAAUCCCUCCUAAGGAACGAUGGAAGCGUGUGAUACAGAAACUGUUGUUUGUAGCUAGGUUCCAGCCAAACGAGAAGACUCUGGAGAAGGUGACAGUGAGGAUGCGCAAGCACACGGAUAUUCUGGAUGACGUGAAGAUGCACCGAAUGUGGUCGCUCUCUGAACUCGCUCGCAUCCGCAUGACACGCUACCUCCUCCGCCCAUCCGCCUUCGAGCUUGAUUUUUCCUCGUCGCAGCCCCCUGCCUUCUUCUCCUUCUCCUCGCCUCAGCUAGCUGAUAAGGUCGCCCACCGUAUUCUGGCUAUCGCCAACCGCAGGACCACAGCUCGCAGCAGCAAGCUGGUUGACUUUGUGGACAGGAAGAGAGGGCAGGAGCUGGCAGAGAAGGCGAGGUCCCAAUGGAGCAAGCGGAAAAUCUCCACCUUUGAUUACCUCAUGAUCCUUAACACCCUGGCCGGGCGCACAUACAACGAUCUGAUGCAGUACCCUGUUUUCCCGUGGGUUAUUGCGGAUCAUACCUCGGCCAAGCUGGACUUGUCGAAUGGAGAGACGUUCCGAGAUUUGAGCAAGCCGGUUGGGGCACUGAACCCCAAGAGACUAGAGCUGUUCAAGGAGCGAUAUGACAGCAUGGAUACGGACAUUCCAGGCUUCCUGUACGGAUCGCAUUACUCCUCUGCUGGCGUCGUGCUCUACUUCCUCAUCCGCAUGGAGCCUUUUGCCACGCUCCACCGGCUGCUGCAGGGGGGGCGCUUUGACCAGGCGGAUCGUCUGUUUGACAGCGUGGCGUCGGCGUGGGACAACUGUCAGAGCAACACGAGCGAUGUGAAGGAGCUGCUGCCGGAGUUCUUCUACCAGCCAGAGUUUCUGCGCAACAACUGCUGCUUCGACCUGGGCCUCAGGCAGGACGGGCAGGCGCUUGACAGUGUCAUCCUGCCUCCCUGGGCCAAGGGCUCUCCAGAGGAGUUUGUGCGCCUGCAGCGGGAGGCCCUGGAGAGCGAGCACGUGAGCGAGAGGCUGCACCACUGGAUCGACCUUGUGUUUGGCUACAAGCAACGGGGGGAGGCGGCUGUUCAGGCGGACAACGUAUUCUACUACCUCACCUACGAAGGCGCUGUGGACAUUGAUGCAAUCACCGACCAGACAAGGCGCACAGCCUUCGAACAACAGAUCGCCGCUUUCGGCCAGACUCCCAUCCAGCUCUUCACACGCCCCCACCAGGAGCGCGGCCCGCACGUCCAAAUCACCCGCCCACUUCGCUUCUUCCCCUCCUCCAUCUCCCUCUCCGCCAUCAUCCCAGCUCCCCCCACCCCGGCUGUUUCCUCCACUGUGGUUCCUGCUUUUGCUGGGGGCGUGGGGGGUCCUGCGGGGAGGACGAGGGGGGGCAAGGGGAGGUCGGAGGAUGAUAUGGCUGUGGUGUUUAUGGGGGUGAUGGGGCGCACGGUAGUGAGUGUGACGAGGGGGCAGGUGCUGACAGUGCGCUCGUGGAAUGCUCCAAAGAAGGGCGUGAAAGUGGGCAUGGACUAUAGCAUCAGCGUGGGCGACCCAAGCCGAGUGUGCAGGAUUGGAGCGCCUCUCUCUGCUCCCGGAGCUAGCAGCUACGGCGACUGCUUCGGAAUCGUACCAGGAGCCACCUCACCAUUCCUCUUCUCCGGGGGCCACUGGGACAAUGCCAUUCGCAGCACGUCGGUAGACGAUGCUGCCACUGUUCAGGCGCUGCAGCAGCACAGUGACCUCGUCACCUGCCUUUCAGUGUCCAACGACGGUAACUGGUUGGCCACAGGCAGCCGCGACACAACAGUCAUGAUCUGGCGCAUAGACCACCUGGGAGCGCACACACAUGCUCAAGGCGACCCCUUCAUCUCCUCCAAGCCCCGCGCAGUGCUCUGCUCCCACGACGAUGCCGUCACAGCUGUCAUCGCCUCCUCCGAGCUAGAUUUGAUUCUUUCCGCCUCCCUGGACGGCUCCCUCGUCUUUUCCACUCUCCGUGCCGCCCGGUUCCUCCGGUCGCUGCAACACCCCAACGACUGUGCAAAUGAGGCGCUGCGCAUUGCCCUUUCUGCGCCUCUCGCUCGCGUCGCAGUCUACUCUGAUGCCGCCCGCAUGCUUCAUGUGUGCUCCAUCAAUGGGGGGUGGCUGGAACAUGCACUAGUGGACGAACCAAUCACGCAUCUUACCUUGUCUCGUUGUGGAGAGUUCCUUGUUACGGCAUGCAGCGCAGGGUGGGACACUGGAGGAGCGGGUGGCGGAAGGGGGGUGGGUGCCAGUGGUCGGGGAGGGGGGGGGUCAGAAGCUGGAAUGGUAGUGGUGAGAUCCAUGCAUACACUGGAGCCGUUGCUGCUGUUUGAUGGGGUGGAGUCGCCUGCUGCAUCAAUCACAACAACUGAUGAGGACGCCAUCCUUGUGGGGCUGGAGGAUGGCAGAAUGCUACUGUAUGCUCUCAAGCUCUCCUCGCAUUGA
Closterium sp. Naga37s-1 is the source of this 11274-nucleotide messenger RNA. NCBI's taxonomy places the organism in Eukaryota, Viridiplantae, Streptophyta, Zygnematophyceae, Desmidiales, Closteriaceae. The record is from the annotation of a GenBank genome assembly.